CAUUUUAUUUACGAAGAAGAGAAGCCUUUGUACAAAAAAUCCAACUACAACAACGAAAUAAAAAUGGCCCCACCACAGAGAAUGCGCGUUGCUAAUGAAAAAGCCAGCAAAUACAUUACAAUGCGUGGCAAUGUACCAAAAUCUUCGAAAGCUAAAGAAGGACAAUACCCUGUUGGACCCUGGCUCUUAGCACUUUUCAUUUUUGUUGUUUGUGGCUCAGCAAUUUUCCAAAUUAUACAAUCCAUCCGUGCAGCGUAAAUUUUUUAAAUUUAUUGAAAUUGGAAGCAUUUUUCUUCGGCUAAAUUUAUAUAAUAACAACAACAUCUAAAAUAACAACACACUCUAACCACUCACACACCAAGCUCACAGCAACAACAACAAAUUCCAUGCUACAAAAACUAAGACAAGUUAACCCAAAAAAAAAACAGUCAAUCAUUUAUAGCCAAAAAGGGAAUGACAAAAAAUAUUAAGUGUUUUUAAUCUUUGCUAAAACAAAACUAUUGUAAACAAAAUGUUAUAGACCGACCUUUAACUAAACUACAUACAUACGUAUAUAAAAUUACAAAUUAUAUCUGUUGUUUAUUUUGAUGAAAUCUUGUUGCAAUAUGUUUUAGUUUUUAGUAGUAUGUUUUCUAUAUUUUAAAAGCAUUCCUUUGUUUGUGGAAAGAAAUAUAUUUGUACUGUUUCUUAAAUGUUAUUUCAAGAUUUGUUCAUAUAGCUUUUCUAACUCCUUUUUUAUAAUUUACCUUUUCCGUUCAUUAUGUGCUAAGUGCUAGUAGAUAAAAAUUUAUAUUAAAUCAAAUUCAAAUUUAUUAUACUUUUCUUUUGUAUAAAGAUAUAAAUAUGAUAUAAAUUCAUAAAUAUAUAAUAAUUAAAUAUAUACUAUAUAAAUAUGUAUAUUAAUUUUUUUACUUAAUAAACAAUUUGAAAACAAAUAAAAUAA
Messenger RNA from Calliphora vicina (urban bluebottle blowfly), 943 nucleotides. RefSeq names its product stress-associated endoplasmic reticulum protein 2. The record is from RefSeq and is a predicted model, not a curated record. Gene Ontology annotation, cellular component: endoplasmic reticulum. The coding region runs from base 64 to 258 and encodes 64 amino acids. Gene Ontology annotation, biological process: endoplasmic reticulum unfolded protein response. The transcript has 3 exons. NCBI's taxonomy places the organism in Eukaryota, Metazoa, Arthropoda, Insecta, Diptera, Calliphoridae.